Molecule: messenger RNA, 2406 nt
Organism: Moneuplotes crassus
Lineage: Eukaryota; Ciliophora; Spirotrichea; Euplotida; Euplotidae
Source: the annotation of a GenBank genome assembly
CGAUUGCACUAAUGGAGCAUAUUCAAUACAAGCUGCAAGAAGAAUACGAUAUUUACACGAUAUGAGUUGAUAACUGACCCCAACCAGAGAAAAGGCUGCAGUUAUUGAAAGAUACAAGAGCAAAUCGAAUAAAAAAAAGUGAUAUAAAAAUUCCCGAAACAGAAAAGAAAAAGCCUAAAAACAACUUGCCAAAACUGAAGCGAAAAUCCCCGAAACCUACUAAAACCAAGGUGAAAUCUCAGCGAAUCCAAAAGACCAAGUUGAGAAUCAAGCAGAAUCGAUCAGCAAGAGAGAUUCAGAAAGUGCAACAAAAGUCCAAGGCAAGCUUGCAGAGCAAAGUUCAAGUAAAACCUAAGAACAAUAUGAAGCAGGAUCUCCAGCUUUCUACUCAAAAGAGGAAGAAGGCCAAUAGGAGUGAGAAUCGGAAGGAAUCUCCCCAGAGAAAGCUUAAGCCUGAACAAUCCCCUGGCCCUUAUGAGUCCUCUAAAUAAGUUGGAUACCCAAUCCGAGUCAGCCUCUGAGUCAUUCUCGGAACAUUCCUUGCAAUCAAUAAAUGAGGAAGAGGACUCUAAAGCAGAGAGUAACUCUCCAAGACAAAAUAUGAAGAAGAGGAGUUUUACAAACCUUAGGUUCGAGUUCCAGCCUGACAUCAUGGUCGAGUCUCCUCGGAAAGACGAAAUUCCUAUUAAAAAUCCUCCUGUUCCACAGAAAAGUCCUGAAAGGAAGGGCUCUCCAGAGAAUGCUUACUUAAAUAUAAACACAGGAAAUUUUAAGAAGCUUAACACUCUAUCUUACAGACAUAAUAAGCAAGCAAAGAAGAGUCCUGAUAAGUCCUCUAUCAAGAAGAGCAGUACUAGAACUUCAAAGUGGAGUCAAUUAUUUAAAAACAGUCAAAAAGGAGGUAAGAAAUCACCUGGAAGAACUAAAACCAUUGAAAGGAAGUUUACGAUGUCCUCCUCUAUCUCAUCCAUCAGGUGCAAUAGCAAGAAUAGAGGGAGUCAGAAGGUAUCGAUUAAUGUCAAGAAAAACAUUGGAAGGAAAUCGUCCCUGAACCCAUCCGCAUUUAGUAAGAAGAACUUGACGAAAUAAAGAAAGAUUUAAAGCUCUUAAUUUGAAUAUUACAAACAAAGGCAAGAGUAGUUCAGCCAAGUUUACUUCACUGAAAUUUUCAGAACGGAAGGCAAGCAAACCUAGGAACAAGAAGAUAGAGCUUGAUCCAUCCCUUGAACGAUCACUCGAGAGAAUUUCUAAAAAUGAUAUAUUGGCAUCAAGCAUAAGUAAGCAUAACGAUCCCACUAUUGGGAAAAUAUUAUCGAGAAGGACAGAAAUGGACAGUGGGGUUUCUCAUGAAGAUCUCCAACUUAUUGGAGACUUAAAAGACUCAAUCCACGAGCAUGCAUCUCCUUGCAAUGGAUCCACACUAUCUAUCGAUAAGAAAACGCUCAAGUUGGCAGACUCAAUCAUCAAGAAGAAGAUUUUAGAAAAUAACAUCUAUCCAAACCAAUCAAUCAUAAAGACUUAUGGGUCACAAAAGACGGCUAAAUACGGAAUUAGCAUGUAUAAUCCCUCUAUUAACUAUGAAACACUCAAGAAGUUCUUCUCAGUGAAACUAGUCAAGUCCAACAAGGAAAUACUUAACAGAGUCGGAGCUGGCGAAAAGGGGAAAACUGUAUCUCGAUGGAAAGAAGAGUUCCAACUCAUAAAAACACCAAAGAAGUUUUUAGACAAAAGAAGUGGGAGAUCGGGAUCCACAAGAAAGUCGAUAAAUACAUCAGCAGGAACUCUGCAAAAUAAUAGAAUGUAUAUGAGCUCGACUCAAAAUAAGAAUAUGUUUAAGAUUAAGCCACAGUGUAUUAACCAGAGAAGUGAAUCUACAAAUUUUCCUCCUAUCCAUGGAUCUCAGACAUCGAUCAAAUGGAAUCCUUCCAAAGAUAAUGGGCUCAGGAUUUCCUUAGACUCAACUCCCUAUUUAGUAUCUCCAAAUCCUGCAAGGAAUGAGCAGUCAGGCUCGAUUGGGGCAUUUCCAAUGAGAUCCUCAGGAUUUGACUCGAUCAGAAAAGAGCUAAAGAAGCUCCCAAAAGAAAACGGUAGCAAGUACGACCAUCCUAUGGACCCAUCCAAGCAGAAUGGCCCUAGGACUGUCAAGAUAAACAAGAAAUAAGCUCACUAAUUUAAGUUCUAUUAAGAAGAAUAAUUUUAUCUCAAAAGUAUACGACACACAGGGAACCCAGAACUCGAGACACUCAAUAGACUUCAUCCAGAUGAACAAACAAGCGAGUGGAAGGAACGUCAGUAAGAACAGCUAUGAAAAGAAAUUAGAGAUGAAUAUCAGUAGGGUUCAGUUACCAAAGAUUUAGCCUUAAGUAGUCCAACCUAUCUAAUUAAUAAUAUUAAUUCAGUCAUUUG